GCGUAGGGCCCUGCGGUUGUGUGUGUGGGUGUGUGGAGGGGUGUCGAGGGGGCGUAUCUCCUUGACCCCUGGCGGGCAGCUUGGCGCCUGGAACGAGCUCAGCUUCGCAGACCCCUGUUCCCAUAAACUUGUUCUGGGGGCCACCCUCUGCUGCUGAGGAACGGGGCACAGAGCACCCAAGUGCAUGCUCCCUGCAGUGGGAUCUAGGCCCGCGAGGGGGCGACUGGGUGAGACUGUCGCUGCUCAAGCUGAGAGCAAAGGCCCAAAGCCAGACAUCUUUGCGCAGGGCCUCCACGAUCCGGACCUGGUCUGGGCCACGGCCAGGACUCUUCUCAGGAGCUCUGCAUAUCCAACCAGCUCCUCUCCACCUGUCCAAAUCCUUACUUCUCUCCAACGGUGCUGGGAAAUCCGGUGUCCUAAAGAAUUCGGAUUGAUAUCCGAACAGAGGAGUGGUAGACAACGAGAGGGUGAAACCUUGGAGGGACAAUGUUCUACUAUCCCAAUGUGCUUCAGCGCCACACCGGCUGCUUCGCCACCAUCUGGCUGGCAGCGACUCGCGGCAGCCGGUUAGUGAAGCGUGAAUACCUGAAGGUGAAUGUGGUGAAGACCUGUGAGGAAAUCCUCAGUUACGUGCUGGUACAAGUGGAACCCCCCCAGCCCGGCCUGCCGCGCCCCCGCUUCUCUCUCUAUCUCUCAGCCCAGCUCCAGAUCGGUGUGAUCCGGGUCUACUCACAACAAUGCCAGUAUCUUGUAGAGGACAUUCAGCACAUCUUGGAGCGCCUGCACCGUGCCCAGUUGCAGAUCCGCAUAGAUAUGGUGGACACUGACCUACCCAGCCUGCUGCUUCCUAACCGCCUGGACAUGAUAGAGAUCCUGGAAGGUGCUCCAGACCCCUUUUUUGGGAUGAUGUCUGUGGAUCCCAGACUUCCCAGCCCCUUUGAUAUACCUCAGAUUCGGCACCUUUUGGAGACUGUGACCCCAGAGAGAGUUCCUGAGGAGAUCCCUCCUGAAGUCCCUACAGAGCCAGGGAGGCCAGACAGGAUCCCGGUCACCGUGCUGCCUCCAGAGGCCAUCACGCUCCAGGAGGCAGAGCCCAUACAUAUGCUGCCAAUUGAAGGUGAACCAGACCUCCCAGAGAUUAGCCGUCGAGACCUGGAUCUGCUCAUUGCUGAGCCAGAUGAAGCUAUCUUGUUGGAGGAACAAGUGUCCAGGGAGGAGCCCCGAGCCCCAGAAGUGGAAGUUGCAGUUCCCUCACUGUCACCUCCAGCUCUUCCACUGGUGGAAGUAGCAGAGCCACUUCCAGUCCCGGUCCUGGCCCCAGAGGAGGUGAAACCAGCAGUCUGGGAGCCUGAGGUCCCACUUGCUGAGGUGACACCCCCGCUCCUGGAGGAGCUGCGUCUUCCAGCCCCACCCAGCCCAGAGAGGAGGCCCCCAUCCUUCCCACCUGUUCGCCGUCGUGGUCGCCGCCGCCAGUUACUGUUCUGGGACAAGGAGACUCAGAUCUCCCGGGAGGAUUUCCAGAAACAACUGCAAACCAGAGCUCACUGCUGGGAAUGUCCAAUGGUGCAGCCCCCGGAGAGGACCAUCAGAAGCCCCAUGGAGCUGUUCCAAGCCCCAACUUACCCUGGCUGGCUACCCCCAGAACUGAUGGAGCUCUGGACCCACUGUGCUCAGCCACCCCCAAGAGCACUUAGGCGAAUGCCACCCCUGGAGCCUGAAGAGGAGGCUAAGAGGGAGGCAGCAGCUGAGGAGGAAAGGAGAAGGAUGGAAAUUCCGAGUGAUAUCGAGGUCCUGAGGGAGGCCCAGGAGCCCAGUGGGCCCCUUAUGCUGUCCUCAGAGCUCUCCAUAGAAGCAGCUGAGGAAGAGAAGACCCAGAUCAGCCUCAUUCCCCCGGAAGAGCGGUGGGCCUGGGCUGAGGUGGAGCAGCCAGAGCCCCCUGCACUGCCUGUGGUGCCCGAACUCCCUGAGGUGCCCAUGGAGAUGCCUUUGGAACGGCCUCUAGAGCCUGAGCUGCUUUCGCUCGAGGCUGUGCGCAGGGCAGUGGCACUGGAGCUGCAGGCCAACAGGGAGCCAGAUUUCAGCAGCUUGGUGCCACCUCUUAGCCCUCGCAGGAUGGCUGCCCGAGUCUUCUAUUUGCUCUUGGUGUUGGCAGCCCAGCAGAUCCUAUGUAUGGAACAAGAGAAGCCAUACGGACGCCUUUUGAUCCAGCCAGGGCCCCGAUUCCACUCUGGUUAGAUCCAGUGUAAGAGCUGCCAAGAAACCAGCUACCUUAAACCACCUC
Messenger RNA from Phyllostomus hastatus (greater spear-nosed bat), 2281 nucleotides. RefSeq names its product REC8 meiotic recombination protein (gene REC8). The transcript is spliced from 20 exons. The record is from RefSeq and is a predicted model, not a curated record. Gene Ontology annotation, biological process: mitotic sister chromatid cohesion; synaptonemal complex assembly; replication-born double-strand break repair via sister chromatid exchange. The coding region runs from base 487 to 2235 and encodes 582 amino acids. Gene Ontology annotation, cellular component: cohesin complex; synaptonemal complex. Gene Ontology annotation, molecular function: chromatin binding; protein binding. Lineage: Eukaryota; Metazoa; Chordata; Mammalia; Chiroptera; Phyllostomidae.